AUGGUGAAACCCGAUUUGAGAAAGCUAACGAAGAAGGAAAGGCAGUUGCGAGACAUGGUGGAGUCCAUUGGAGAGUUUGUACAAGGGUACAGUGAAGCUCGCGAUAAAGGUUCCGUACCCGCAAGGCUUAAAGAGGAUUCGAAGGAGCUUUCCGAAGAAGCCCGCAAGCAGAAAGCGGCCAAAGAGAAGGAGCAAGGUGAACAAAACUCCAAAGUUCUGAAGGCAUUCAUCAACCAGUACUUCAGCUUGAAACAGUCUUUAGAAGCAUUCAUGCAAGGUCCUGGUUCAAGUAUUCAGCAGUUUCCUGUACAGCACGCCAACGGUCAGACUCCAAUGCCAGCCAUGCGUGUCAAGCUACCUGAGUUGAAGUUGCCGACGUUUCGAGGAUCACUGAUGGAUUGGGUCACAUUCAGGGACACUUUCAAAAACCUGAUUGUUGACAAUCCACACUUGAACGAUAUUGAUCGGUUCACCUACCUUCGCACGUCGUUGGCCGGAGAAGCGCUACAGCAAAUCGCUUCGAUUGACAUCACUACGGCCAAUUACUCCGUAGCGUGGAGAACACUUGAGUCGCGUUACGAAAACAAAAAGUUGCUGGUCAAAUCCCACCUCGACGCUUUGUUCGCGAUCAAUCCAAUGAAGAAGGAGUCGUUCGAAGCGCUAAACCAUGUUAUCGGCGAAUUUGAAAAACAUCUUCAGAUGCUGGAGAAACUCGGGGAGCCCACCAAAGACUGGAGCACACUUUUGGCUCAUAUGCUCGCAGGCAAAUUAGAUUCCAUAACGUUGCGCUUGUGGGAAACGGAACAUCGUUCUACGGAUGUUCCCAAGUUCGAAGACAUGAUGAAGUUUCUGUCAAGCCAUUGCACAGUUUUGCGAUCGAUUACGGGUGAAUCUCACGUACCAAUGGAGGUGAAGAAACAUCUGAAGGUGAGCAGCAGUUACCCGGUUCAGCAGCAGUCGUGUUUUAUUUGCAACGACGGACAACAUUGGCCCUAUCAAUGCAAGAUGUUCAAAGGAAUGCGAGUCGACGAACGAAGAAACGUUGUGAAGAAUAGUGAUUUGUGCUUCAAUUGUCUUUCUCGUGGUCAUGCUGCCAAGUUUUGCUCGCGAGGUACGUGUCGUGUUUGUGGACAGCGACAUCAUUCAUUGUUGCACCUGAACACCAGUGAACAGCAAGCUCCGCAACCGAACAAGCGCUUCCAACAAAUUUCGCAGAACCCACAUUCAAAUCAGAUGACAUCAACCUCACAACAGAGAAAGCCAACUCAAUCUAAUCCUCAGCAAUCCACCAACCAAUCUUCCAAAUCCCCCAUUCCUAUUGCCAAUCCAAGCAUGCUAUGUCAAUCGUCACCCACACCAGACACUCCCAAUAUUGUACUAGCCGCUCAAGAAACCAAGGCGUCACGAUCAGUUCUUCUCGCAACGGCGAUCGUGAUCCUUGAGGACCAAUUUGGAAACACCAUGCAAGCUAGAGCACUACUUGACAGUGGCUCUCAGUUCUGCCUCAUAUCAUAA
Armigeres subalbatus is the source of this 1515-nucleotide messenger RNA. RefSeq lists its product as uncharacterized. The transcript is spliced from 2 exons. The coding region runs from base 1 to 1515 and encodes 504 amino acids. The record is from RefSeq and is a predicted model, not a curated record. Gene Ontology annotation, molecular function: zinc ion binding; nucleic acid binding. Lineage: Eukaryota; Metazoa; Arthropoda; Insecta; Diptera; Culicidae.